AUGGAAAGCCCAACUGAAGUUGUUCUCGAUUACAGUAACCCGCUAAAUGCUACAGUAGCAUUUUUAACUUUGGUGAUUGGCGUGUUUGGUGUCAUUUGUAAUAGCUCAAUUGUUUACAUUUUCUACAAGGAAAAGUCUGAAAGAAGCUCGUUUAACUUGAUAUGUGUAUUCAGAAGUCUCUCGAACAUCUACAUAUUGGGAACGACGUUUUUGGGAUUGUUCCUUCCGAAAACUGUUCUCGGUUUCUCUCCAUAUCCACCAGCUCUAGAAAGUACAUUGAUCCAUAUUUCCAAUACUCUGUACCUUGGAAAUGAGUAUCAAAUUAUUCUAGUUGCCGUUAAUAGAUUCAUUGCGAUGUUUCUCCCAGUUUACUAUAAUAAACUUUGCGGCUUCAAAUCUACUUUGCUAAUUCUCGUCCUCAUUUAUUUGGUACGAAUUGUGAUUGUCAUUUUUGAGACAUAUGACCAAUUGAAAGUCAAUUGUUACACAUCCUUCUUAUUGGUAGCACUGGCAUGGAGAUAUGAUUUCCAGGCACAGUGCCAAUUUGAGGAUAACAUAUUGCUUGUAAUUUCAAUCACUUUUGCAAUUAUGACAGCAAUAAACGGGGCUACUUUGCUGAAAAUUAUUAGCUUUUAUAAAUCGAGCAAAAAUGAAAGUAAUGAAACCAGGAAAAGAAUCCGUCGGAAUGUUUUCUUGUUCUUUCAAACUGGUCUUCAAGAUUCCCUCUAUCUCAUCGAUCUCUCAUUUAUGAUGAAGUUCAGCUACCUCAGCGAAGCACGUGUUUGGUCUUACAUCAGUGGAACUUUUGUUUGGGAAUGCUUGCAUUCAAUUGAUGGAUUUAUCAUGAUAAUGUUCAACGAAAAACUGUCUCUUCUUCGAAAGAGGCUUCUCCCAACACCAUCUGCAACACAUCUUGCUCAGAAAACGUUCACGGUGUCAGUGGUGUCUAGAUUGCCUGAAAUCAAUUGA
Molecule: messenger RNA, 969 nt
Organism: Caenorhabditis briggsae
Lineage: Eukaryota; Metazoa; Nematoda; Chromadorea; Rhabditida; Rhabditidae
Gene: Cbr-srx-86
Product: Protein CBR-SRX-86
Exons: 7
Coding region: 1-969 (322 amino acids)
Cellular component (GO): membrane
Source: RefSeq, a predicted model, not a curated record